This is a messenger RNA of Mustela erminea (ermine), 2369 nucleotides long. It is a transcript of the gene FSCN3, whose product is annotated as fascin actin-bundling protein 3. Gene Ontology annotation, molecular function: protein-macromolecule adaptor activity; actin filament binding. The transcript is spliced from 7 exons. NCBI's taxonomy places the organism in Eukaryota, Metazoa, Chordata, Mammalia, Carnivora, Mustelidae. The record is from RefSeq and is a predicted model, not a curated record. Gene Ontology annotation, biological process: establishment or maintenance of cell polarity; actin filament bundle assembly; cell migration. The coding region runs from base 177 to 1856 and encodes 559 amino acids. Gene Ontology annotation, cellular component: cell projection membrane; filopodium; ruffle.
AUGCUCCCGGGUCACAGAGGCGCUGGGCCCUAGGCCAGCCUCUGCCUGAGAAAUUCCCUCUGGGAACGUCUUCUGGUGGGUACUACAGGCCUGAUUCCAGGCCCUAUGGCCUGUGGAACUGCACCACUGGGGGGAAGGCUGGGCCGGACAGAGUCAUCACCUGUGGUGCCGGCCCCAUGGAGGAGGUGGAGUGGACUCGAAGACCCAAGCCUGAGGAGCUAAGGGUUGGGCUCAUCAGCUGGGCAGGAUCCUACCUCACUUUUGAGGCAUAUAAGAACACGGUCACUGCUACUGCAAAGGGCUUGGGCCGGAGACAGACCUGGGAGAUCUUGGUGAGCAAUGAGCAUGACGCACAGGCGGUGGUCCGACUACGAGGCUUGCAAGGCCUUUACCUCUUGUGCGAGGCAGACGGCAGUCUAUGCUACGGCCGGCCCAGGACCAGCCACCACGGGUGCUUCCUCCUGCGUUUCCACCGCAAUGGCAAGUGGACCCUCCAGUGCAUAAUUAGUGGCCGUUACCUGGAGUCUGACGGUGAAGAUGUGUUCUGCAACUCCAGGGUCCUCUCAGCCUACCACAUGUGGACUCCCCGUCCGGCCCUGCACGUCCACGUGAUCCUCUACAGCCCUGUGAACCACUGCUAUGCCCGGGCUGACCCCACUAUGGGCCGUGUCUGGGUGGAUGCGCCCGUUCCCUGCCUGGAGGAAUGUGGCUUCCUGUUGCAUUUCCAAGAUGGAUGCUACCACCUGGAGACCUCAACACACUUCUUCUUGUCCCACGUAGACCGGCUGGUCCCCCAACCCUCAGCACAGACGGCUUUUCACAUGCAGGUGCGGCCGGGAGGGCUCGUGGCCCUGAGCGACGGAGAAGGAGGCAUGCUGUACCCGCAGGGCACACGCCUGCUUCUGGGCCUGGGCUCCAAUCCCCACAGGGGUGAGGAGUGGUUCGUCCUACAGCGAUGUCCCACCUGGGUCAGCCUCAGGUCCAAGACUCGGAAGUUCCUCUCCAUCGUCUAUGAUGUUGAGGUAUGCGCUGCCUCUGAGCACAUAACCCCAAUGUCCUUGUUCCAGUUUGAAUGCGACGAUGAGAGCCCCACCUUGCAGCUUCGUGCAGCCAAUGGCUGCUACCUAGCCCAGAGGCGCCACAGAACAGUGGUGGCUAAUGGGCACCCCAUGGAGCCUGAUACCUUCUUCCGAGUGCACUGGAAUUGUGGCAAGAUCAUCCUGCAGUCUCCCAAUGGACGCUUCUUGGGCAUCAUAGACAAUGGCCUGCUGAUGGCCAAUGCCACCAUCCCAGGCCCCAAUGAGGAAUUUGGGAUUCGAUUAGCUAACCGGCCCUUCCUUGUACUGCGAGGUCGUUAUGGGUACGUGGGCACGUCCUCAGAGCAUGACCUCAUGAAGUGCAAUAUGGACCAGCCCGACUGUAUCCACCUGCUGCCUUGCCGCCAGGGCAUCUACCACUUCCAGGGGUGGAUCCUUCUGGUCAAUAACAUCCUUCGGCACCUUUCGUCCUUGGGGGAAGUUUGCUCUCAACUUCUGUAUAGAGCUUCACGGGAGCAACCUGCUCACGGUGCUGGCACCCAAUGGCUUCUAUAUGCGAUCCGACCGAAGCGGCACCCUGUUGGCGGACAGCGAAGAGAUUACCAAAGAGUGUAUUUGGGAGUUUUAGGUCAAUGGGAUGCCACCUAUGGAAAUCCAAAUCCUCCAGGAGAAACUACUGCACUAAACACAACAGGAACCCCAGAGUCAAGAUCCAUGAGAAUAUCUGUUACACAACUUUCCCUACCCAGUUUAGCAAAACACCUGUUUCGAGCAACAAUACACAAAAGGCCACCCCCAAGACCCCUUGUGUGCAUCUGACUCAGUACAGAAUAAGGUCUGGAGGUGGGUGGAGUCCAAGGCCCCAAGCCCCCCGCAAGUUCAAUCCGGAAGAGGCAAGACCAGAUGGUAACCAAUGCUUCCACUGAUCUUCCCCCAUCCCCACAGGACCACUAGAAUUUUUCCAGUAAUCAUGUGAGAAGCCAGUUUCGCCCUGAAGGAUGCAGAAUCCAGAAAUGAUUAGAUGUCCUUUGGGUUUUGAAAGAAUGAGGGAUUAUGAGUCCUACGGGCACAGGGUAAUGAUCGUGACACACCUUAUGCCUCGAUAGCCUGAAAUUUACCAAUCAUUUCCCCUUUGAUCUUGGCAGUUGGGCAAGACAGGUACUUUCCCUGUCAUCGCCCACCUUUUACAGGGAGUUGAAGUGAGGGUCCCAUGACUGGGAGCUCUGACUCAAUUCUUCAAUUAGGGGAUUAUAAUGUCCACUACUCUUUCCAUCAAAACCAAGCUUCCACAAUGAACAUCAUUCUUGUACUGUCUUUAUAACUUUGGCCUUC